Molecule: messenger RNA, 1731 nt
Organism: Triplophysa dalaica
Lineage: Eukaryota; Metazoa; Chordata; Actinopteri; Cypriniformes; Nemacheilidae
Gene: glmnb
Product: glomulin, FKBP associated protein b
Exons: 18
Coding region: 1-1731 (576 amino acids)
Cellular component (GO): cytoplasm
Molecular function (GO): ubiquitin-protein transferase inhibitor activity
Source: RefSeq, a predicted model, not a curated record
AUGGCGGCGAAUCAAUUUGAGGACGUAGUUCAGAGAUGGAGAAUAACUGAAGAAAAUGACUUCAGAAAAGAGGAUCAUGACCUUUUCCUAAACGCAGGUCUUACCUCCAUUGCCCAAGGUAACAGUGCUCAACUGCUUGACUUCAUAAAGCAGGAGGCCAAUCAGCACAUAGUGAGGUCUAUGGCAUGCAGACUACUGCCUGCACUGGUGAAAAAUCACAGUUGUGCUCAUGGUCAGGCUAUCCUCGAUCAUCUCAUACUGGUCUGCAAUGUCAAAGAGCUCCUCGAUAUUUUACUACAGCAAAUGGAUGACAUUGAUCCGGACGCUACUGCAGACUCCAUCACUAUUCUCAUGCCUCUUAUUCAGACAGUGCUGUUGAGAAUGGAGUCAAGGGCAUUUGGAUUCGCUUCGGCCAUGGAUUCUCUUCAGAAUCAGAUUUCAAAGCUGCCAGUACCAUAUUCGCAAAAACAGGAACAGGAAGAUGAGUAUGGGCUCUGUCGAUGCUGCAACGCAGCACUGACCUUUGUACAACCCUUUGUGCAGGAAGUCAAGAAUCAACACCUGAACUCAGCAGCCACCAACCAAGACACAAACCUAAGACCUACUCUUCUAAAAUUCUGCAUGGCGAGUUUGAGAGAACCUCUUCUUCAAGCUCAACUAGACAGAGAACUGAAUACAAUGGAAAAAUCACCCCUGUGGAAGUUUGCUACAGAAAUUAUGGCAAUCCUAGCAAUGAUUCAAGAGCCCUUGCCAAACAUUUUAUUUGGCAUUGCUGUGAAAAGUGCUGCCUGUCACCCAAUUGAAUCGAGAGCUUGUAUUGCUUACUUGCUCUUUGUCCAGCUUAUUGCUAUGGAGGUAUUUCCUGCAGUGUUUAGCCCUGUUUUUAUCCUGAAGUGUAAUAUGGAAUACAUCAAUCUUCUGUUGAGUAGAAAGGAUGAAUCAUGGAUUUUGAAAGGCUUGGACUUAAAAGUAAAAAGUUUGGAGAGAGUUACAGACAGCAGUCUCCCAGCAGAGCUCUUAGAACUGAAAUCGUUUCAUGAGGUUCCGCAGAACUUAGUUAAAAUCAUGACAGACUGUCCAAUUCAUCAUUUAAAAGGGAAAAGUCUUGUAGUGUUCCAGCUCUUUAUAGAGAAGCUUAAUAGUGAAGCCAAGCACAAGUUCUUCAGACGCAUCAUGAAAACAAGUCAUCAUGCAGGAGUAGAAAGCAUCAUCAUCAAAAACAUCAAGAAUCAAGUGGAACUGCUAAGAAAGUCAGGUAACCAGGGCGGUUGGUUUGAGGGGACGCGGUUCGUCUCACUGCUCAGAGACAUCAUCAUUCUCCCACAGGGCCAUGAAACUGACUUGCUACAUGGAAUGGACAGGAUCAUGGAGUCUCUGAAUAUUCUGAGGUACUUGUUACUACUGGAACGAGAGAGAUGUACCCGAAUGUGGACAGACUUGUGUGACAUUGCAAACAGUUACACACAGUUAUUACGAGUGUGUCUGAAAAUGUCUAAAUCAUACUACAGGACAGAGUUACAAAAUCUACGAGAGGAUAAAAAGAUACGGGCCAAAGAAUUUAAAGAAGCCUCUGGGAAUAGAAACGUCCAGAGAAUGAUUGUGAAUGCUGAGAUGCUUGGCAGCAUGCCACGUGAUACACAGGACAAGGUUCUGCAGUGCGCCCUGGUUACGUAUGACUUAAUGGAAAGCCUUGUGGUCCGUAUAGAGGAGAACAUAAAGAAUCCAGAAUGA